UGAUGGGAAACGAUCGGUUGCGGUCGGCGGUGUGGUUUAUCAUCGUCUUCAACAAAGUUGCUCUUGCCACCAUUUGUCUAGAUCAUGAGUUUCUAGAUGAACAAUGGGGAUGGUGUCAAAGUUGCCGUUCUUGUCUUCCAGGUGUGAAAGUCGUCACUAACUGCACGAAGACCAGCAAUACGGUAUGUCAUCCAGAGAGUGAGUGCACCAACUCACAGCAUGUGUACGACAAAAAGUAUACCAACAGUUACCAGUGUCGGCCAGUCCGGCCAGCUGAUUGCAAGGAUGGCUUGCUCACGUCUCAUUCACCUACCGACUGCAGUACGAAGGGAGACAAUUGCAGAUGUCGGAGAGUUCCUAGCGAUCAUACAAAAGUAGAGUGUUACUGUGGAACGGUAACGCCCACUCUAACAGAAAGUGUGGACCUUUGCCAUGGAAGUCCAGAAGAUUUGAUCGGUUUCAGCGGGACGUUUCAACUUGUCAACUAUGCCUCUAACCGCGACUGCCAGUGGCAAAUUCAUGGCAAUGUUGGUUUUAAGGUGAUGGUCACGUUGGCCAUACAGAAGAAUGAAAAUUGGCGCGACUCUGUUACAAUUCUUGAUGGAGACUCGUCGGGAUCUGUUAUUACCAGACUCACUGGAUAUAGAGAUAUACAGUCCGUCGUAUCUUGCAGUAAAUCUCUCUUUGUUAGACAUAGGAACGUUUACGGAGCGUCCAAGUUGACAUUUACUGCGUCGUUUACGAGUAUUGAUCGCAUAACUUCUCCAGAUUAUCCUAAACCUUAUCCUUUAUCGACAAGAAGACUGUGGAUAGUGUGUGCUUUACCAAUGCAGCCAACGUAUCUUGACUUUACAGACUUCGAUUUGGAGGAAUCAGACUAUGUGACAGUGUCGUCUGAAGGACUUCUUACAAUUUUUCAGGGUCGAUUAGCGCAGCCAUUCAGAAUAGUUGUUACAUCCAUGACGACGAUAAUUUUUAACUCUGGCAGCUUGAGAAAAGGAAAGAGUCUUCGGCGAUUUUCCGUCCAUUUUGGCAUAUCACCGUCCCACAUUCAAGUUUGUGAAAGUCUUUUUAUUGCGAAUGGUCAACUGAAUUCUACUAAUACAAGAGUAGGUACAAUCGUGUCAGUGAAUUGCGACUCAGGCUACACACUCGUCGGUUCUAAUCGGAGAGAAUGUUUAUCUUCUAGAACUUGGAGUGGAGACGCCGUGUGUUUACAACUAAAGUGCUCUCCAUCAUUGUCGGUUCGUAAUGGAAAAUUUAUUUCCAAGAGUAAUGGCACUGGAAUUAUAGUAAAGCUGGUCUGUGACACAGGCUACUAUGCUCACAGUACUUUGCAAGCCGUCUGCUCUGUUGGUGGGCGGCGGAUUUACGUUCGACGUCAAGCGAAUUGUUUGGCUGUUCGCUGCUUUUUCCCAACUCUACCAAAUGGAAAAUUUACAGCAAAUGAUAUCGUCUUUGGCAGUACAGUCAGAUUUUCUUGCAACAUUGGUUACACGUUGGUAGGAGAAGAUAUUGCCGCUUGCACUGCAAAUAGAACUUGGAGUCCAUCUAUUCCGACUUGCAUCAAACAAGUUGUUUCUGCAACUUUCAAGGAUUCCAGUCGUUUACUUUCAUCAUUUCAGGAUAAUUUCUUUAACCGUUUAAUCACAUUCACAGCUGCCGCUCAACCUAUCUCCCAGAUCAAAACAAAGUAUACUGAGGACAGCGAUGGAGGAAUGAACGUUGCAUUAGAUCUUAUUUUUGUGAUGGACACGUCAGCAAGCAUUACUCGACGACAAUUUGACAAAACCUUAAAACCGUUUCCAAAUAUGGUAGCUCGACAUUUUCCCGUUUCGCCAUUGCAUACGAAUGUAGGCGCUAUUGCAUUUGGCUAUAAAAUACACGUCAUUUCAAUUCUGACAGACAAUUCUAGCGAUUUCAAUCGCUCAGUGAGAAACUUUAGGUAUAAGAACUCUGGAGGUACUAAUACUGGUCAGGCACUUUUACGUGCAAUAGAAAUGUUCAAGACGUCUGGGAGAUCAUUGACAUACACAAAGCGAGUUGUGAUUUUGCUGACCGACGGGUAUAGGAACAUGGGUCCGAGCAUUGCGGCUACAGUCGAACAUUUGAAAAAGAACGCAAUAGAAGUAUUCGCUUUUGGAAUAGGAUCUGAUGUUAACGAAGAGGAGCUACACGCACUUGCCUCUUCACCAAGUGACAGACACGUUUUUCUGGUCAAAUCGUUCCGCUUGUUUCGCAACUUCACUUUAAGCAUCGUUCCACAGCCAAUAAGGGGACAGUGUGGUAUCUCUGGGUUACCUGGGUUUCAUUCUCGAAUAUACGAAGGAGAUAAAUCGGCAUAUGGUGCGUGGCCAUGGAUGGUGGCCAUUUAUAUGAAUUCUUCUUCAAUCUGGAAAUUUUCUUGUGGAGGUGCUCUUAUUAACAACCGAUGGAUCGUAACUGCCGCUCAUUGUAUUUACGACGAACGAGGAACUUUUCAAGAAAUAGUUAGAGUUCAACUCGGCAAAAAGUAUUUGUAUCUAAGAAAUCCACGCGAACAGACUUACAAGGCAAACGUCAGCACAGCAAUAAUGAAAGGAUACGAUCCAUUUACUUUGGACAAUGAUUUUGCUUUGCUGCGUCUAGACAAAAAUGUUACCUUCAACAGGUUUGUUCGACCAAUCUGUUUGUAUCAGGAUCCAAUUUACUACCAAAACUCAUCAAAUGUCUACAUUGGUCGGAGAGUUAUUAUUAUUGGAUGGGGAAGGUACACUUCAUCUCACCUUGCGUUAUCUCAAGUUUUGAGAGAGACUACAGUUACUAUACAAAAUAGGUCACAGUGCGAUCAAAUCUAUUCUCACGGAAAUCUUACAGACAGCAUGUUGUGUGCUCGAGGCAAUCAAGCGGAUGCUUGUCACGGAGAUAGCGGAGGCCCCAUGAUGUGUCAGGAUAUCAAUACCAACCGGUUUUUUCUUUGCGGAAUUGUCAGCUUUGGAUUUUCCAAGGCUUGCGUGGCAGGAUACGGUGUAUACACAAAAAUUUCUAAGUUUGUGCUUAGCGUCCUAAUUCCCGCUGUAGGUAAUGGUUAGAAGUAGCUUGAAUGACAACACACGUGGUGUUAUGAACAUGUAUGUCUCAGCUAGAAAUUACCAGUGUAAGCGCAAUACUGUGCAUUACUUGGGACAAAUUGCAUUAGCUGAAGUAAGCCACUGUUUGUAUUAAGUGAUGCUGUUAUGUAAGUGAAAACUAAAGUGAUGUUCUCAACUCUGUAACGCGUUAUGCGAAACGGUUCUUGAUAUUACAAUACGCGCAACUUGA
Messenger RNA from Corticium candelabrum, 3300 nucleotides. Its product is annotated as complement C2-like. The coding region runs from base 3 to 3071 and encodes 1022 amino acids. Gene Ontology annotation, molecular function: protein binding; serine-type endopeptidase activity. The transcript is spliced from 8 exons. Gene Ontology annotation, biological process: proteolysis; complement activation. Lineage: Eukaryota; Metazoa; Porifera; Homoscleromorpha; Homosclerophorida; Plakinidae. The record is from RefSeq and is a predicted model, not a curated record. Gene Ontology annotation, cellular component: extracellular region.